This is a messenger RNA of Daktulosphaira vitifoliae (grape phylloxera), 1497 nucleotides long. RefSeq names its product actin-related protein 3 (gene Arp3). The coding region runs from base 194 to 1450 and encodes 418 amino acids. Gene Ontology annotation, biological process: Arp2/3 complex-mediated actin nucleation. The transcript is spliced from 8 exons. Gene Ontology annotation, molecular function: actin filament binding. Gene Ontology annotation, cellular component: Arp2/3 protein complex; actin cortical patch. The record is from RefSeq and is a predicted model, not a curated record. Lineage: Eukaryota; Metazoa; Arthropoda; Insecta; Hemiptera; Phylloxeridae.
AAAUUGAUAACGUUUAUAUACUAGGUAGAGAAUAGUUGAUAUAAUUAACGUUGAAUUUUCAUAAUUAUUUAGUAAUUACUGUUAAUAAUCUUAUGUUGUUUGUUUAUAUAUUAUUGUAAGUGCAAUAUUUAUUUUAUGUUUUAAGUUUUUGAUUAUAAUCUAAUUAAGACGUUUCAAAAGAGUACUACGCAAGAUGUUAGGUCGCCUUCCUCCAUGUGUAAUAGAUGUUGGUACUGGGUACACAAAAUUAGGAUUUGCUCCCAACAAAGAACCCCAAAUGAUAAUACCUUCAGCUAUUGCCAUCAAAGAAACUGCUAAGGUUGGCGACCAAGCUGUUCGGAGAUUAACUAAGGGCGUAGAAGAUUUAGAUUUUUAUAUAGGAGAUGAAGCAUUUGAUGCUAAAGGAUAUUCUGUUAAGUAUCCUGUACGACAUGGUUUAAUUGAAGAUUGGGAUUUAAUGGAAAGAUUUCUUGAACAUUGUAUUUUUAAAUAUUUACGUGCUGAACCUGAAGAUCAUCAUUUUUUGCUCACUGAACCACCAUUGAAUACGCCUGAAAACCGAGAAUAUACAGCAGAAAUAAUGUUUGAGACAUUUAAUGUUCCUGGACUAUAUAUCGCUGUGCAAGCAGUAUUAGCAUUAUCUGCUUCUUGGAAAUCAAGGCCACUACACGAGCGUGUUUUAACAGGCCUUGUGGUUGACAGUGGUGAUGGUGUUACUCAUAUUAUACCUGUUGCAGAAGGUUAUGUUAUAGGGAGUUGUAUCAAACAUAUUCCAAUAGCUGGCCGCAAUAUUACUUAUUUCAUUCAGUCAUUACUAAGAGAACGAGAAAUUGGUAUUCCACCUGAACAAAGUUUAGAAACAGCUAAAGCAAUUAAAGAACGUUAUUCAUAUAUAUGUCCUGACAUAGCUAAAGAGUUUGCAAAGUAUGAUUCUGAACCAUCAAAAUGGUUGAGAAAAUAUGAAGGAAUCAACAGUGUUACAAAACAACCAUUUUCUGUUGAUGUUGGAUAUGAAAGAUUUCUAGGACCAGAAAUAUUCUUUCAUCCUGAAUUUUCAAAUCCUGAUUUUACAACACCUAUAUCUGAAAUGGUGGAUACUGUAAUACAAAAUUGUCCAAUUGAUGUACGUCGGCCAUUAUAUGAUAACAUUGUUCUCUCUGGUGGAUCAACUAUGUUUAAAGAUUUUGGUAGACGUCUGCAGAGAGAUAUUAAGAGAGUGGUUGAUGCUAGAUUAAAACGUAGUGAAAAGAUAGCUGGAGAUAAUCUUAAGCCUAAACCAAUUGAUGUGCAAGUUUAUACACAUAAUAUGCAAAGAUAUGCUGUAUGGUUUGGAGGAAGUAUGUUAGCUUCUUCUCCUGAGUUUUAUACUGUUUGUCAUUCUAAAAAAGAUUAUGAAGAAUAUGGUCCAAGUAUAUGUCGUCAUAAUCCUGUGUUUGGUACCAUGAUGUAAUUAUUUAUUACUGAUAUUUAUAAUAAAGUAUAAAAUAUUGGUUAUUA